AUGGAUAAUAUAUCAGCAGAAAGAUAUAUAUUCAAACCCAAUUUUUUAGGAGAAGGGUCAUAUGGUAGAGUUUACAAGGCUUUUGAUACAAUAUUAAAAAAAGAAGUAGCAAUUAAAAAAAUGAAAAUCAAUAAAAUAAGUAAUUAUAUUGAUGAAUGUGGUAUAAACUUUGUAUUAUUAAGAGAAAUAAAAAUAAUGAAAGAAAUAAAACAUAAUAAUAUUAUGACAGCUCUAGAUUUGUAUUGUGAAAAGGAUUAUAUUAAUUUAGUAAUGGAAAUAAUGGAUUUUGAUUUAGCUAAAAUAAUCAAUCGUAAGAUAUUUUUAAAUGAUAGUCAAAAGAAAUGCAUUUUAUUACAAAUUUUAAAUGGUUUAAAAGUUCUACAUAAUUAUUAUUUUAUGCAUAGAGAUCUAUCACCUGCUAAUAUAUUUAUAAAUAAAAAAGGAGAAGUAAAAAUAGCAGAUUUUGGUUUAUCAUCCAAAUAUGGAUUUGAUAUGUAUUCAGAUAUGUUAACAAAAGAUGAUAAGGAUAAAAAAACUUUAAAUUUAACAAACAAAGUAGUGACAUUAUGGUAUAGAGCUCCUGAAUUAUUAUUAGGUAGUACUAAAUAUAAUUCUUCUAUUGACAUGUGGAGUUUUGGAUGCAUUUUUGCUGAACUCUUAUUACAGAAACCAUUAUUUCCUGGAGAAAAUGAAAUUGAUCAAUUAGGAAAAAUAUUUUUUCUUUUAGGUACACCUAAUGAAAAUAAUUGGCCUGAAUCUACUUAUCUUCCUUUAUAUACUGAAUUUACAAAAUCAAACAAAAAAGAUUUUAAAACCAUUUUUAAAAAUGAAGAUGAUGAUUGUAUUGACUUACUAAUGUCUUUCUUAAAAUUAAAUUGUCAUGAACGUAUAAAUGCAGAAGAUGCGUUAAAACAUAAAUACUUUUUUAAUGAUCCUUUACCAUGUGAUAUAUCGCAAUUACCUUUUAAUGAUUUAUAA
Messenger RNA from Plasmodium gallinaceum, 978 nucleotides. It is a transcript of the gene MRK, whose product is annotated as MO15-related protein kinase, putative. Gene Ontology annotation, cellular component: nucleus. The transcript has a single exon. Gene Ontology annotation, molecular function: ATP binding; cyclin-dependent protein serine/threonine kinase activity. Bases 1 to 978 code for a protein of 325 amino acids. Lineage: Eukaryota; Apicomplexa; Aconoidasida; Haemosporida; Plasmodiidae. The record is from RefSeq and is a predicted model, not a curated record. Gene Ontology annotation, biological process: regulation of mitotic cell cycle; protein phosphorylation.